Perognathus longimembris pacificus (Pacific pocket mouse) is the source of this 5255-nucleotide messenger RNA. RefSeq names its product forkhead box P1 (gene Foxp1). The transcript has 15 exons. Gene Ontology annotation, molecular function: RNA polymerase II cis-regulatory region sequence-specific DNA binding; DNA-binding transcription repressor activity, RNA polymerase II-specific. NCBI's taxonomy places the organism in Eukaryota, Metazoa, Chordata, Mammalia, Rodentia, Heteromyidae. Gene Ontology annotation, biological process: regulation of transcription by RNA polymerase II. Bases 199 to 1932 code for a protein of 577 amino acids. The record is from RefSeq and is a predicted model, not a curated record. Gene Ontology annotation, cellular component: nucleus.
GCCCUGCAGGUGGCCAGGCAGCUCCUCCUUCAGCAGCAGCAGCAGCAGCAGCAGCAGCAGCAACAACAACAGCAGCAGCAACAGCAACAACAGCAACAGCAACAGCAGCAGCAGCAGCAGCAGCAGCAAGUUAGUGGAUUAAAAUCUCCCAAGAGGAAUGACAAACAGCCAGCUCUUCAGGUUCCCGUGUCAGUGGCUAUGAUGACACCUCAAGUUAUCACUCCCCAGCAAAUGCAGCAGAUCCUCCAGCAACAAGUGCUGAGCCCUCAGCAGCUCCAGGUUCUCCUUCAACAGCAGCAGGCCCUCAUGCUCCAACAGCAGCAGCUUCAAGAGUUUUAUAAAAAACAACAAGAACAGUUGCAGCUUCAACUUUUACAACAACAACAUGUUGGGAAACAGCCGAAAGAGCAACAGCAGGUGGCUACCCAGCAGUUGGCUUUUCAGCAGCAGCUCUUACAGAUGCAACAGCUCCAGCAGCAACACCUCUUGUCUUUGCAGCGCCAAGGCCUCUUAACCAUCCAGCCCGGGCAACCUGCCCUUCCCCUCCAACCUCUUGCUCAAGGCAUGAUUCCAACAGAACUGCAGCAGCUCUGGAAAGAAGUGACAAGCGCUCACUCGGCAGAAGAAACCACGGGCAACAAUCACAGCAGUUUGGAUCUGACCACGACAUGUGUCUCUUCCUCUGCACCUUCCAAGACCUCCUUAAUCAUGAACCCCCAUGCCUCAACCAAUGGACAGCUCUCGGUCCACACUCCCAAAAGGGAAAGUUUGCCCCAUGAGGAACACCCCCAUAGCCAUCCUCUCUAUGGACAUGGGGUGUGCAAGUGGCCAGGCUGCGAAGCGGUGUGUGAAGAUUUCCCAUCAUUCCUAAAACAUCUCAACAGUGAGCAUGCGCUGGACGAUAGAAGUACAGCUCAAUGUAGAGUACAAAUGCAGGUUGUACAGCAGUUAGAGCUACAGCUUGCAAAAGACAAAGAGCGCCUGCAAGCCAUGAUGACACACCUGCACGUGAAGUCUACAGAACCCAAAGCUGCCCCUCAGCCCCUAAAUCUGGUAUCAAGCGUCACACUUUCCAAGUCUGCGUCGGAGGCUUCUCCACAGAGCUUACCUCAUACUCCAACCACCCCAACGGCCCCUCUGACUCCCGUCACCCAAGGCCCCUCCGUCAUCACCACCACCAGCAUGCAUUCGGUGGGACCCAUCCGCAGGCGGUACUCAGACAAAUACAACGUGCCCAUUUCUUCAGCAGAUAUUGCGCAGAACCAAGAAUUUUAUAAGAAUGCAGAAGUUAGACCACCGUUCACAUAUGCAUCUUUAAUUAGGCAGGCCAUUCUUGAAUCUCCAGAAAAGCAGCUAACACUAAAUGAAAUCUAUAACUGGUUCACACGAAUGUUCGCGUACUUCCGGCGCAAUGCAGCCACGUGGAAGAAUGCAGUGCGUCAUAAUCUUAGUCUUCACAAGUGUUUUGUGCGAGUAGAAAACGUUAAAGGGGCAGUAUGGACAGUGGAUGAAGUAGAAUUCCAAAAACGAAGGCCACAAAAGAUCAGUGGUAACCCUUCCCUUAUUAAAAACAUGCAGAGCAGCCACGCCUACUGCACACCUCUUAACGCUGCGUUACAGGCUUCCAUGGCUGAGAAUAGUAUACCUCUCUACACUACCGCCUCCAUGGGGAAUCCCACUCUGGGCAACUUGGCCAGCGCAAUCCGGGAGGAGCUGAAUGGGGCCAUGGAGCACACCAAUAGCAACGAGAGUGACAGCAGUCCAGGGAGAUCCCCUCUGCAAGCUGUGCAUCCUGUACAUGUCAAAGAAGAGCCCCUCGAUCCUGAAGAAGCGGAAGGGCCUCUGUCCUUAGUGACAACAGCCAACCACAGUCCAGAUUUUGACCAGGACAGAGAUUAUGAAGAUGAAGCAGUGCAUGAGGACAUGGAGUGAACAUCUGGGUGGGCUGACUCACCCCUUCUUCCUCACAUCCCCCCCCGGCCCCCCCCCCCGAGAGUGAAGAUAGAAAAAACAAACAGAAAAAAAAAAACAAGAAAAGAAAACAAACACACAACACGUCAGAAGUUCCAGUGAAGUCGUUCUCCAUUUGUUGUACAGUCUGGAGGAUUUUUCACUACAUUUUGACAACUCUGAAAUGUGUUAACUCUUAGUGCCAUCGAGAAUCCCAUUUGGGAGUAUUUUUGAUUUUUCUACUUUUUGUUGAAAACAAGAAUUUGUACUCUGUGCAUCGGAUGGACUUGUUUGGUACUGGGGAUUUUCCUCUCCACAGUCAACAUCAGCGCUGUCUAUUUGCUGAUCGGAUUCACUUUUUAGCAGCAGACUUUGAACUGCGGUCUCUGCCAGCAUUGAACACUGAGGACAGCCGACUUGAGCUUGUGCCCUCGAGCUGUAGACCAAGCCUUUGCCCAGAAUUCAAGGAUUUCAAUGGACGACUUAUUUGCACAGUACUGCAUGUUGAAUGAAUAUCACUGCCUUUUACUCUUUUUUGUUGUUGUUGUUGUUGUUUGUUUUAAUUUUUUUUUUCUUCCAGUUGGGAUGGGAAAGGCCUUUGUGUGUGUAUUGGGGGGAGGGGUUAAAAAUAAUUAUCCCAGACUUUUUAAUGUAUUGCUUUUUUUUUUUUUUUUCCUCCUCUGCUUCUACUAUACCAUUUUUAAGUUCUGACCUCAGGCCUUUAUUUGGGGCCCGCGGCCUCUUGGAGGCUUCAAGUUUUCUGUACCUUGUGAUGAAUGUUAAUAGGUGUUUUUAUUAUACAAAGCUGAAUGUCAUUUCUUGUUUGUAGUUUUCUGUCACUCAUUCCAUUUUUUUCCCCACAGAUAUCUCCACGUUUCUCUUGUCAGAAAACAUUCCGGGUUGGGUUUUUUUGUUGUUUUUUUUUUUUUUUUGACCUCAAAAAAAUGUUUUUUUUAAAAAAAAAAGGUCCCAAGUGCUGCGCUCUACCACGAAGGCCCCCCCCCUCACACAGCCGCGAAGCCCUGCCAGAAAGAGAAUGAAUGACAGAAAAACAAAUAGAGACACACUCAUGGAACAAUGCAGACUCGUUCCACAAAGCAGUAUUGGGGGUAGUAAGGGGAUUGUUUUGGAGUUUCCUUUUUUUGUUUAGAAAUAAAAAAAAUUCUAGGAGCCAUCAUUCUAAAUUACUGCCACAGCAUUCUACCAAGCCAAGAAAACAUAGGCAGCACUAGAAAGAAAAAAAAUGAUAAUAAUGAAAUGAACCCUUAAUAAUAACCCUGACAAUGUGGCCGGGGAAGUGGCAAGAGCGAUGGACUCUUGUGUUAUUAUAGCCAGCCCGGGUUGCUUUGUUUGCAAAAAAAGAAAAAAGAAAAAGACCAAAAGGCAUCGAGCUUCCCUGAGAACUUUGCUACAUGUGGUAGCUGAGUUGAUCCAUCAGUUCAGACCUGCUUGGUGGCAUUAAUCUGUUGGAAUGCAAAUGAGACUUGUUAUGGGGAGUUAAUGAGGACUGAGUUCAGCAAAUACUAAAGUGUUCGUUUCAAAUGUGCAAAUUCCGUACUACAGUUCAGUUUGCUAUGCAAUGGAUUCACACCACCCCGGAAAUCACAAACUAACACAAGAUGACAUCAGGGUGACAAGGACUCCUGGCGACCCACAGUGGUCCGCAGAACACGAGAGCUCUGAGUCCAUAUGUCCUUGGUCCUGCCAGCCUUUCUAUACUCGCACUCUGCACCCCCCCCACCCCACUUCCCCAUCAAUGUGUUUAUCUAGGACCAUAGCUUUCAUUCUGUUUUAGUUGAAGAACCUUUUUCUUUCUUUUUUUUUUUGGAGGUUAAUUUAUAUUCUUUAUACCUUUUAUUUCUAAAAUUACCAAAGAUGUUACACAAAGGUAAAUUAAGUUCUCUGUUUUAUGCUUUAUCGAAUGAAGCCAAAUAUCCUCUUCUUGUUGACCCAAGGAGGUGAAAGAAUUUAGAGGCAAAUGGUAGAGACAGGCUAUUGCCAAUCCGGGAAAGAGAACUGCUUCCUCGUCCUAGCAGAGUAAAUGUAGUAGACCAAGUAGGUAAUGGAACCAAAGUUGUUACUUUUUCCUAGUUCUUCUUCUUCUCCUCCUCCUUUUCUUUCUUGUUUUUCUGCACCUGACCAAAACUCAAGUCUUGAGAAAGACUGAAAAUAAAAACAGAACAUACUUUUCUGCUUGCUACAAAGGAAAGGGAGUCCCCUGUCAAAGAAAAAGAAAUGAAUGUAUGCCACUGAACAUUAGAAUAGCCAGCAGAGGAGACAGGAUGAAAUUUAGAGAACAGAAAAGCUACAAUUAAACUAGACUACAUUAGUAGUAUUUUUAGGGAAAAAAUAAUAAUUUUUUUUUCUUAGGAAGAUCAUGCACCACUUUUGUUUAAGCAAUGUGUUGUAUUCCCUGUUCCCUGCAUCCAUUUGGGUUAACCUUGGUAUAUAUUUUUUUCCAGUUUUUGUGUUUAUUUUUAAAUUUUCCUAUUUGCUUUGUUUUUAUUACUUGUUUAUUUGGAAUAUGCUUUGGUCAGCAUUUUUCAUGUGAGCAAAAAGUAACACUUCCAUCCACUCCUAAGCUUGGUGCAAAAUCAUCUUUGGCAGUUACUCUCGGAGCCUCCCUCUGGUUUCUGUCAAAAGGGCAGUGUGUGGCCACUCGUGGCUUCUUUUUCCUUCUGCCAGGCGAUUUUAUGACGUGCAGGCAGUAGCCACCCGGGGCCAGGGGAAGGGGGCCCUGAACGUCUAAACUGAGUGGUUGCUGGUUAGUUUGGUAUUCAAAAGAGGAUAAAAAUCUGGUAGAUUAGUUCAUCCUGAGCAUGUGUAGCUAGACAUGAGUAAAGAGAACAGCAUGAAAAACUGUUAGUACGCAUACCUCAGUUCAAACCUUUAGGGAAUGAUUAAAAUUUAAAAAAAAAUACAUUUCACUCAGUUGCACUUAGUCGUACGUCUUGCAUGCUUAGUCUAAAGACUGUAGCAAAAACAAAAAAAAGAAAAAAAAAGAAAAAUUAGAUUUUUUUUACAAAUCUUUGCAGGUCUCACAGCCUUGCAGAAGAACCAACUGAAAAAAAAAUAUUCCUCAGGCUUUACAGCAAGCAAAUUUCUCUAUGAUUUUUACAGUUCUGAUUCUGUAUCCCUUGGGGGUGUUCCAGUCGCUUCUCUAGGAUGGGGUUUAUUAUGUUGUACAUAUAUCCCAACAAUGUGUCUGUGAAUCUUUGUCUUUUUUGGGGGAGGGCGGAGGGUGGUUCUUUUUUUAGAUAUUGUUCCUAAAAAGGAAUAAAUGCAUACACCUGUUUGUCAAAACA